CCAAACUGAGUGCACGGCUUUUGUGGAGGAGCUGGAAGUUGCAACAGAGACAUGCCUCCCUUUUCUGUUUGGUCUAUAUGUACAUUCCAUCCCCCAAAGGGAAACAACUUGAGGUUAAUUAGGCAACUGGCAGGAUGACACUCGCAGUGGCAGAAGUCCAGCAGAACUCAUGAAAACGACUUCCUCGGAGGGGGCGAGGGCUCCUUGGACGGGCUGCAGCAGCAUCCUUCUUUGGCACUCCAUAACCGGCUGCACUCCGCAGAAACAAGCCAAGAAUCCGCACCCUUCUGUUCUCGCUCCUGCUUUCAUCUGCUCCUAAGGAAUCCUGCUUUUGUUUUAUGGGAAGGGGGGGGGUUGCAACCCAGAAGAGUUUAGCAGAUAUAUUUGGAGAGGACACACACACACACACACAUAUUCCUGCAUAAGCAAGCUGACUGCCAAACCUGAAUUGCAGCAGGGAGAGCGGCUGAACAGCUAAGCAGCUGCUGUGAGUUUCAGUCUGCCUGUGGUGCAGGUUUUUCAAGUCACACACACACACACACACACACACACACACACACACCUGCCUGUCACACACUCCUCUCAUUCAUACACACACACACACACAUGCAGAAAGGAGCUGUUUGAGGUUACCGCCUGCACAGGUACUUAAACAUUCUUGGAGGAUCUCGGCUGCUUAAAGAAGAUCCGGUUCUUCCCCAGCUCACUGUUGCAGGCAAACUUGUGCCAAGAGAAGAUGUCCACCAAUACGGCGGCCAGCCCCACAGAGGAACAGAUAGAGAUUCUGGAGUAUAACUUCAACAAAGUCAACAAGCACCCGGACCCAGCCACCCUUUGCCUCAUAGCUGCUGAGGCAGGACUGUCUGAGGAAGAGACUCUGAAAUGGUUCAAGAAGCGCCUUGCGGAGUGGAGGAGGUCAGAAGGGCUCCCAUCAGAGUGUGGCUCUGUCCGAGACUGACUUGAACUCUUCUUCGAGAGACAAUCCUAGAAAGCUGAUGGCGUUCAUCGAUUAAUUCAUGCUGCGGAACAUGUUACUAUCCAAACUAAUUGUGUCUGUUAUUUAACCUGCUGCCUUAUUUAAAAUGUACAUAACCCGAGGGGGGUAAAUAAUUAUAUAAAACCAUAUAUAUAGAUAGAUAGAUACAUACAAUUUGCAAUGUAUUCUUGUAUAGAAAUUAUAAAGGAAGAGGGUGCAACUGCCGCUGGCUGCAGCUACUUUCAAAGCAGCACAGAGUAGUUUAGGAUUGAUGUAAUAACAUUCCCCUUGAUUCGUGGCAAAGCUAAUAUGAAUGAGAAGGCUUAGCAGGAAAAAAAUGGUCUGUCCAGCACCUCCCACAGGAUCUCAAAAAAUGAGCUCACUUGCAGAGCUCAGGAAAGCAGCAUCGAGAAAACCAACUGCAUUGACAAAAAGCUGGGGCGUGAUUUCACUCUGUUUGUGUGUAGGCAACGAUGAAUGCAAAGAGGAAACCAAACUGAACAUUGGGCGUUGCGUCGGCAGCGAGGAUUGGGCACCAUGAUGACACCCUCCACCACAGCACACUAGGGAAAAUCCCCGCAGCAGGACAUCUAUCCUCACUAGCCCCAGACAGGUGCAAACUGAUCACUGAUAUCAAUGCAUCUGGACCCACUCUUCCUCAGUGCAGCCAGAUUCUUCCGCUCCGCUCCCCAGAUCCCUGGCCUUAAAUUGUCAGACAUUAGUCCACUAGCCUCGGAUGGCUUGGUGUAAAGUGCCUAGCAGGCAGGUACCCAGGAUCAGGAUUGGAUCAUGCCCAUAGUUCAUUUGAUGCCAGCGUUACUAAAUGAAAAUCUGCGCAUGCUUACGCCGUUGCUGCAUUUAUUUCAUUUUCUUCCAAAAGGCGUUCCCUCUGAGUUAAAAGGAGUAUUUCCCUCCAGAUGUGUGAAUAAAAAUGGAAGUUAAAAACGA
Molecule: messenger RNA, 1924 nt
Organism: Zootoca vivipara (common lizard)
Lineage: Eukaryota; Metazoa; Chordata; Lepidosauria; Squamata; Lacertidae
Gene: HOPX
Product: HOP homeobox
Biological process (GO): cell differentiation; regulation of transcription by RNA polymerase II
Cellular component (GO): nucleus
Molecular function (GO): DNA binding
Source: RefSeq, a predicted model, not a curated record